AUGAGUAAUGUCGACCUUGUCCUGCAUCGAAUGUGGCCGAAACGAAUACAGGCCGACGCCGCUAUCCUUCAUCAGCUAAUGAAACCACACGGUCCACAGAAGGGAGCCUUCGAGAAGGCGACCAAAUUCAUUGGCCCGCCAACAGCGACUGCGACAGAAUACGUGCGCCGCGACGAGGGCAACUUCGAGGAGAUUGCACGACAGGCCGAGGAAGUGGCUGCCAACAAGGAGGCCGAUUACGAGAGACGGGCCGAGGAGGCGAAUAUCCUGCUGAACCAGGAAGAAAACAUCUGGGUAAGUUGUUGUUGGUGUUUUUGGUAUUCGCUCCCAUCGCUCCCUGCCCCGCCCACCCCUUUCUCAUCAGCUCAACCCUACGGCUACCGAGCUCUUAAGUCUACCCAGGCACCGAAUGAGCACCGGCCAUAA
Messenger RNA from Dibothriocephalus latus, 426 nucleotides. The record is from the annotation of a GenBank genome assembly. NCBI's taxonomy places the organism in Eukaryota, Metazoa, Platyhelminthes, Cestoda, Diphyllobothriidea, Diphyllobothriidae.